GUUGCCAUUUAAAGCAGCAGUAGCGAAGCGCGAACUCCGGGGCUGAAGAUCCGUUAUCCGGAUAGAGGAGAGACGGUCACCCGCACACAGCCCACCGAGCUGCCCUGUAUCCAGCAGCAUGAUGGCGGAUGACUUGGACAUCGAGGCGAUGCUGGAGGCUCCAUACAGAAAGGAUGACAGCAAGAACCAGAGCCCUGAUGGACCGGAGGAGCACAGCAAGAGGAAGAAACGUAGCCAGAGUCGCAGCAAAGACAGGAAGCGCAGCCGCAGUCGGGAAAAGAAAAGGAGCCGGAGUCGAGAUCGCAAACGCAGCCGUAGCCGAGACAGACGCAGGAGUCGCAGCCGGGAGCGCAGACGCAGUCGCAGCCGAGAGCGGGGUGGGCGCUACAAAGACCACCACAAGCACCGCAGACGAUCGAGGAGUAAGAGUCCAAUCAGGAAGGAGAAGACACCACCCAGGCUGCCUUUAGACAAUCUGACCCCAGAGGAGCGGGAUGCUCGCACCGUUUUCUGCAUGCAGCUUGCAGCCAGGAUACGCCCACGGGACCUGGAAGAGUUCUUCUCUGCUGUUGGAAAGGUGCGGGACGUAAGGAUGAUCUCUGACAGGAACUCUCGCAGGUCAAAGGGCAUCGCCUACAUCGAGUUUGUGGAGGCCAGUUCAGUGCCUCUGGCCAUUGGCCUGACGGGGCAAAGGCUGCUGGGUGUUCCCAUCAUCGUACAGGCCUCCCAGGCAGAGAAAAACCGAGCUGCUGCUGCUGCAGCUGCAGCCAACAACCUUCAGAAGGCGACGUUUGGACCCAUGAGGCUCUACGUCGGCUCUCUGCACUUUAACAUCACUGAGGAGAUGUUGCGAGGGAUCUUUGAACCAUUUGGGCGGAUCGAACACAUCCAGCUGAUAAUGGACAGUGAAACGGGGAGAUCUAAAGGCUACGGCUUCAUAACAUUUGCAGACGCAGAGUGUGCUAAGAAAGCUCUGGAGCAGCUGAACGGCUUUGAGCUGGCAGGACGGCCCAUGAAGUUGGGUCACGUGAGCGAGCGGACCGACAUAUCCACGGCUUCAUCAUUCCUGGACAACGAUGAGCUGGACCGGUCAGGAGUGGAGCUGGGCACAACGGGGAGACUGCAGCUAAUGGCCCGGCUGGCUGAAGGUACAGGAAUGCAGAUCCCUCCUGCUGCUCAGCAGGCUCUACAGAUGAGCGGAGCGAUUGCUAUUGGAGCUCUGGCUGCUGUGUCAGCUGCCAUGAAUCCAACCCUCAACAUGAACAUGAACACUCCAGCCCUGAAUCUUCCAUCUCAACCACUCGCUACUCACUGCUUCCAGCUGUCCAACAUGUUCAACCCCAACAGUGAGAACGCUCCAGGCUGGGAGCUCGACAUCCAGCAUGACGUCAUCGAAGAGUGCAACAAACACGGAGGGGUUGUCCACAUCUACGUCGACAAGAACUCAUCUGAGGGAAACGUUUAUGUGAAGUGUCCCUCCAUCCCGUCUGCCAUGGCUGCUGUUAACGCCCUGCAUGGGAGGUACUUUGGAGGUAAAAUAAUCACGGCGGCAUAUGUACCCCUGCCCACUUACCACAACCUGUUCCCAGAGUCGGUCACUGCCACCCAGCUGCUGGUUCCACCUCCGAGACGGUGAUCAACAGUACUGCCUUCUAAUGGGCCCUGGACCAUAGAUGCUCUUUUUUAAUUCUUUGCUCCUUUUGGACCAUUUUCAUCAUUCGACUGCCUGUAGAGGGCACUAAUUAUAUAUUUGUUUUAUUCUGGACAUAAACAACUGACUCUCCUCCUAUUGGCCGCUUCCAAACACUUUUCACAUGAUCAAAGCAUCUACUUCCUGAUCCCUUAGUUUCAUUGAUGUGGCCCCGUCCCUCAGUGUGUCCUCCAGGUAUUGGCUCUGUGAGCUGGGCGAGGGCGUGGCAACAGCAAGCUGUCGACUGAUCGGUUCCUCUGAAACAGUUUAGUAUUUAAGUGUUUUUUCUAAUGUUAAUUUGAUUUUGUAAAAUGAUUGAUUAAAAAUUAUUUUCAUGUCACUCUGAAAUGUAACAGCAUGAUUUCUGUCUCCUGAUUGGCUGGAAGGUAGGUACUUGGGAUGUGUUUUUUUUUUUUU
Messenger RNA from Cyprinodon variegatus (sheepshead minnow), 2107 nucleotides. RefSeq names its product RNA-binding protein 39-like. Lineage: Eukaryota; Metazoa; Chordata; Actinopteri; Cyprinodontiformes; Cyprinodontidae. Gene Ontology annotation, cellular component: nucleus. The coding region runs from base 119 to 1636 and encodes 505 amino acids. Gene Ontology annotation, molecular function: RNA binding. The transcript has 15 exons. The record is from RefSeq and is a predicted model, not a curated record. Gene Ontology annotation, biological process: mRNA processing.